Molecule: messenger RNA, 2176 nt
Organism: Actinia tenebrosa (Australian red waratah sea anemone)
Lineage: Eukaryota; Metazoa; Cnidaria; Anthozoa; Actiniaria; Actiniidae
Biological process (GO): RNA export from nucleus; protein import into nucleus
Cellular component (GO): nuclear pore central transport channel; nuclear pore
Molecular function (GO): structural constituent of nuclear pore; phospholipid binding
Source: RefSeq, a predicted model, not a curated record
UAUAAACAAGUACUAAGUAACCACGCAGAACAUGGCGAGCAACUGAAAAAAAAGCUCUCCGAAAGUCUCCAAAGUUGCAAGAAAAAAUUGACUUAAAAAUCUGACAUUUUAGUACGAAACCAAGCCAUGUUUGGACAAACAGGCCAGCCUGUCGUGAAGCCACAAGGAGGCUUUACGUUUGGAUCAGGAAGUACAUCAAGUGGCGCGAUACCUGGAAACAGUGCUUUUGCAUUUGGCUCCCCUUCUGUUGGAUCGGGAUCCACUACUUCUACAACAUCAGGUUUUAUACUUGGCAAUACAUCCACAGCUGCAUCUUCUGUACCAGCAUCAAAACCCUUUUACUUUGGUUCAGGUGCAUCUAUAACAACACCUUCCUUCAGCUUGGGGGGUUUGUCAGGUGGCCCUACCACAGCAACAGCAGCAUCAGCUCCAGCUCCAAACAUAAGUAUUGGUAGUACCCCAAGCCAGAAAGCAGGAGGUCUGUUUGGGUCAGUACCCUCUGCUAGUACUAAUACAGCUUCAGCGCUGUCUACAGGAGGGUUUACCUUCGGAGGUAGUGGUACUAGUUCUGUUCAAGGCAGCUCUGCAGCUACAACUAGUACAACUGGAAUAAGCAGCACUCCAUCAAUGUUUACAUCAGCACCUCAGGCAACUGCAACUGCACCUUCACUGGGACUGGCAAUUUCAACCGCUUCAUCUGGUCAAGGCUUCAAACUUGGAACUGCAAGCACUGCAGCUACAGGGUUAGGGAGUACUCAAGCAUCAGGAGGUUUGGGGUUUGGGCUGGCCAAGACRUCUAACACACUUGCUGGAACUACUUCAACUACUCUUGGUAUAGCAUCAACAGGAGCAGGUACUGGUACAGCUUUACCCAGUUUUGGAGCACAUUCAACAAGCAAAGCUGCAACAAGUGUCCUUCCAACAGCCCAAACAACUGCAUCCACUGCUGGAAUUACCACCAGUAGCACACCUCAACUGAGUUAUAAACAACUUGAAGAACAUAUCAACAAAUGGGUUUCAGAUUUAGAAGAUCAUGAAAGAACAUUUUUGGAUCAAGCAGCACAAGUGAAUGCAUGGGACAGACUGUUAAUCGAUAAUGGGGAGAAGAUAACUGAAUUGAAUGACAAUGUUGAAAGUGUUAAAGCAGAACAAAAAAGGCUGGACGAGGAACUUGAUUUUAUAUUAGCACAACAGCAAGAAUUAAAAGUAUUGUUGAAACCACUGGAAGAAGAACUUCAGAAGAGAAUCACAGGUCCAGGGCAACUACAAAAUGCAGAUAGAGAACGAGAAUUUACAUAUGGACUAGCAAAGGAUGUUGAUGGUCAGUUGAAGCAAAUGGUGGGUGACCUGAAAUCUAUUAUUGAGCAUCUCAAUAAAGCUGGUUCUACCCAACAGGAAAAUAAUGACCCAAUUAUACAAGUAGCCAAGAUCCUAAAUGCGCACAUGAACUCAUUACAGUGGAUUGAUCAGAAUGCAGCUCUUCUUCAAAGAAAAGUUGAUGAAGUUUCAAGUCUCAGUGAAAUUAGAAGAAAAGAACAAGAACGCRACUUUCGUUUGGCUUUUGAUUAGUAAUGUAACUGUGGUAAAAUAUGGUGUAAAGAGAAUGUGGUCAACAAACUGCAUAGUAUGUAUAUGAACAUCUACCCAUUAUCUGUAAUGAUAAGGUAUAGACACUGACAAGUUAGCAACAAAAUAUGGAUAAGGAUAGGACACAAGCAUUACUGUGCAUUACCCUCAUAAAAUGGGUAUUGUGCAGGAACCUAUUGAUAAAAUGUACUUCUCCCAGUUAAAGAGACUAAUAUAAGGUACCUAUGUGCCCAAGGAAGAUCCACAUGGAAAGUGUAUGACUGUACUUGAACCCCUCUUGUGGCAGCACUCCCAGUACCCGUGGAUGUUCCAUUUACUUUAGUGGGAGAGAGACUGUCAUAUUUUCGAUAACUUCUUACUUUAUGGAGUGAUUUUCCUCAGACAAUGAAAUAGUAGACUAAUAGAGGUUUAGUAUAUUAUUUUUAUUUCUGUCURUCGUUUUAUUUUGUGCCUAUUUGACUAAUUUAAUACACACUACCUUCUAGAAACUGUUUCACACUCUGUGAAAAAUCACUAUUAAUUAUAAUAAUUGUAAUUAUUCAGUAUCUGAAACCAUUGUAGUAAUAGAAAAUUUGUUGGCUACAUUUAA